This is a messenger RNA of Centruroides sculpturatus (bark scorpion), 2409 nucleotides long. RefSeq names its product A disintegrin and metalloproteinase with thrombospondin motifs 6-like. Gene Ontology annotation, molecular function: metalloendopeptidase activity. Lineage: Eukaryota; Metazoa; Arthropoda; Arachnida; Scorpiones; Buthidae. Gene Ontology annotation, cellular component: extracellular matrix. The record is from RefSeq and is a predicted model, not a curated record. Gene Ontology annotation, biological process: extracellular matrix organization; proteolysis. The transcript is spliced from 18 exons. The coding region runs from base 73 to 2352 and encodes 759 amino acids.
GAGUUUGUCGUAUCGAUGUGCCGGCUUCUUAGAUGGAUAUACGUACCGUGUUGAUGCCAUAGCCUGGACGAGAUGAACUGUGCCAAGUGGAUCUGGCUCACUAUCCUCAUUAUCGGUGUCGUUAUGGCAACCGAUUUAAUAUCUCUAAGAACAGCGAAAUUGGGUGAUACUCUAUCAUUAUUAGAUAGUUACGAAGUCUUUAUACCAACUGUAGUCGACAGCCGAGGACAAUUUUUAAGUUACGAUGUCAGGCAUAACCAGCUGAAAAAACGCCUCCCCAUUAGGCAUAAAAGAACUGUAUCCAGUUUUCCACUCGAUCCGGUUUUCUUCAAAAUAAAGUUAGAAAAUAAAGAAUACCUACUUAAUUUGACGGAAAAUAGUCUAUUAUCUGGUAGAAAUUCCAUUUUGGAAGUAUGGCAUCCCGAUAGCAUAGAGAAGCGCAACUUCACUUACCAUAAGUGCCAUUAUUACGGUCACGUAAUCGGGGAAGAAAACUUUUCUGACGUAAUGAUUAGCAAUUGUUACGGCCUGCACGGAAUAUUCUCCAUUUCUGGUCAGGAGUAUGUCAUUGAACCUUAUUGGAAUCAUACCAACGACGUGCUUACACAGGGUCAUCCUCAUAUUUUGUACAAGAGAACCUCACUCGACUUCAAAAGGAAGUUCAAAGGUGAUUCGAAGGGAUGUUCGAGUGAGAAGAGAAUCAGGAGGAGAAGAGUAAAGAGGAGAAAAAGAUCGGUGAUAACGGAGAGAUACGUUGAGACUUUAGUAGUAGCUGACAAGAAAGCUGUUGCUUAUCACGGAGAAGAAGAGAUCGAAACCUACAUACUAACUAUUAUGAAUAUUGUUGCCAAGCUGUUUCGAGAUCCUAGUUUAGGAAAUGCUGUCAAUAUCAUUGUAAACAGGAUUAUUCUUUUGAAGGAGAAACAGCCAAAUCUCUUGAUAUCUCAUCACGCUGGACAAACGUUGAGCAGUUUCUGUAAGUGGCAAGAAUCUAUCAAACGUAAUGAAAAUGCUAUACUAUCUUAUUCGCAUAAUCAUCACGAUAAUGCUAUUCUUAUAACCAGAUACGACAUAUGUUUUGAUAAGGACGAACCCUGCGAUACUUUAGGUCUUGCUCAAGUAUCUGGCAUGUGCGAACGAGGAAGAAGUUGUAGCAUUAACCAAGAUAUCGGGCUGACUUCUGGUUUCACUAUCGCUCACGAGUUAGGGCAUAAAUACGACAUAUGUUUUGAUAAGGACGAACCCUGCGAUACUUUAGGUCUUGCUCAAGUAUCUGGCAUGUGCGAACGAGGAAGAAGUUGUAGCAUUAACCAAGAUAUCGGGCUGACUUCUGGUUUCACUAUCGCUCACGAGUUAGGGCAUAAUUUCGGAAUGCAGCACGAUGGUUCUGGCAACGACUGUCUUGUUAAAAUCAACGAACCUGGUUAUAUCAUGUCGACUCAAUUAUCUCGAUUAGUUUAUCCAGUUAAAUGGUCUCGAUGCAGUCGACAAUAUAUUACGGAUUUUUUCGAUUCAGGUCAAGGAGAUUGUCUUCAAAAUGUUCCCCCAAUGAACGACUAUGCUUAUACGGAUCUUCUACCAGGUCAAAGAUACAAUGCCGAUCAACAAUGUCGAAGUCAAUUUGGCCCACAUUCUUCCGUGUGUCAGGAUAUUCAAAGGGAAGUGUGCGGUACUUUAUGGUGUUCUAAACACAAAGGCAGAUGUGUUAGUAACAAUACACCGUUAUUGGACGGAACGGUCUGCAAUUCAACCACGGUUCCCAAUGGUUGGUGUUAUGGAGGUGAGUGUGUAGAUUAUGGAACGAUACCAUCUAAAGUCGAUGGCGGAUGGGGACAGUGGUCCGAAUGGGGAGUUUGCUCUCGUAAAUGUGGCGGAGGAAUUGAAACUAGUGAACGACAAUGCGAUAAACCGAGGCCUAGUCAUGGUGGCAGAUUCUGUGUUGGAAAAAGGAAGAGGUAUCGAUCGUGCAAUGUAAAAGGAUGCCCUAGCAAUUCAGAAGAUUUUCGAGCCAUGCAGUGUAGGAAGUUCAAUAAUAUUAAGUUCAGAGGAAAAUACUACCAAUGGAUACCAUUUACAGCAGAUCAAGUGAAUUCGUGUUCUCUAUACUGUCAAGCAGUGGGAUAUAAUUUUUACGUAGAACAAGCGGUGAAAGUCAUCGACGGAACAAGAUGUAACCAAGAUAGCUUAGACGUGUGCAUUAAUGGAAGAUGCAUGCCUGUUGGCUGCGAUGGGAUACUUAAUUCUAAAGUAACGGAAGACAGGUGCAGAAAGUGCGGUGGCGACGGCAGCACUUGCAGGACUCGAAGAGGAUUGCUGGAGAGCAGUUUGGAUAAUAAAGUUAACUGUGAGUAAUUGUCACUUUUGCGCAUGUGUCGCCACCUGGUUUUCAAUUUUGUUAUUAAUGUCAUA